AUGUUCAAGAUCACCGCCCUGAUUGUGUGCCUGGUCGUUGCUGCCCUGGCCUACGAGGAUAGCCAUCCGAGCUACAAGUACGAGUAUGGAGUUAAGGACGGACACACCCACGACCACAAGAGCGCCUGGGAACACCGUGAUGGUGACCACGUCACUGGACAGUACACCAUUGAUGAGGCCGAUGGAACCCACCGCGUUGUGGACUACAGCUCGGACCACAAGACCGGAUUCCAGCCCCAUGUCCAGCGAGUUGGUCAUGCCCAUCAUCCCCAUGGCGAGAGCUACUCCAACAUUAAGCAGCACUAUUAA
This is a messenger RNA of Culex quinquefasciatus (southern house mosquito), 309 nucleotides long. Its product is annotated as cuticle protein 19. Bases 1 to 309 code for a protein of 102 amino acids. The transcript has 2 exons. Gene Ontology annotation, cellular component: extracellular matrix. Lineage: Eukaryota; Metazoa; Arthropoda; Insecta; Diptera; Culicidae. The record is from RefSeq and is a predicted model, not a curated record.